AUGUCCGACUUCGAGGAUGAAAUGGACGUGGAUGCGUCCAAGGACCUGCAAUUCAGUUCCGGCAAUGCCAAUGGGAAGAAGAGGACCGCCGCAGAUCUCCCUGUGGAGGCCCAGGAUAAUCUGCCCUGGGUUGAAAAGUACCGCCCGAACAGUCUGGACGACGUGUCGGGCCACCAAGAUAUCCUCGCUACCAUCAACCGAUUUGUCGAGAAAAAUCGACUUCCCCAUCUUCUUCUCUAUGGACCCCCGGGAACCGGCAAGACCUCCACCAUCCUCGCCCUCGCGCGACGGAUAUACGGCAACAAGAAUAUGCGGCAGAUGGUGCUCGAGCUAAACGCCAGUGACGAUCGUGGUAUUGAUGUGGUUCGGGAACAGAUCAAGACGUUUGCAAGCACAAAACAGAUCUUCUCCAUGGCGCCCCAAGCGGCCGGCGGUUCAUCUCUCGCGGGCUUCAAGCUGAUCGUCCUCGACGAAGCAGAUGCCAUGACUGCGACGGCGCAGAUGGCCCUGCGCCGGAUCAUGGAGCGAUACACGGCCAAUACGCGAUUCUGUAUCAUUGCCAACUACACCCACAAGUUGUCCCCGGCACUGCUCUCGCGAUGUACACGAUUCCGGUUCAGUCCGCUGAAGGAGGCCGACAUCCGGACCCUUGUCGAUAAGGUGAUUGAGAGGGAACAGGUCCGGAUACAGCCCGAGGCGGUUGAUAGUCUCGUGACUCUGAGUAAGGGUGAUAUGCGACGGGCACUGAACGUUCUACAAGCCUGUCAUGCCAGCAGUAUCCCCCUUCCGAUGAGAGAUGCCCCCAAUGCGCCCCGGCCCGAGCCCGAGACCAUCACCAACGCAACGAUUUACGACUGUAUUGCGGCCCCGCACCCCGGGGAUAUUCAAGAAAUCAUGACCACGAUCCUGUCCACCAGCGACGUGACCUCCUGUCUCAACACCGUGCAGAUGCUCAAGUCCACCAAGGGUCUGGCACUGGCAGACAUUCUCUCGGCGCUAGCGGACCAGCUCCAGCAGCUCGAAGUGCCCGCACAGACACGCAUCACGUGGCUCGAGGGUCUUGCAGAGAUCGAAUGGCGACUCUCCGGGGGAGGCUCCGAGGCGGUGCAGACGGGGGGACUAGUAGGGGUGGUGCGGAAUGGCUGCGAGCUGAUGGGCGAUAAGGGGAUUGCAUUGGCAUGA
This is a messenger RNA of Penicillium alfredii, 1182 nucleotides long. Its product is annotated as replication factor C subunit 3. Gene Ontology annotation, biological process: DNA repair; DNA-templated DNA replication. The record is from RefSeq and is a predicted model, not a curated record. Gene Ontology annotation, cellular component: nucleus; Rad17 RFC-like complex; Ctf18 RFC-like complex. The transcript is spliced from 5 exons. NCBI's taxonomy places the organism in Eukaryota, Fungi, Ascomycota, Eurotiomycetes, Eurotiales, Aspergillaceae. The coding region runs from base 1 to 1182 and encodes 393 amino acids. Gene Ontology annotation, molecular function: ATP binding; ATP hydrolysis activity; DNA binding.